This is a messenger RNA of Nomascus leucogenys (northern white-cheeked gibbon), 2178 nucleotides long. RefSeq names its product neurexophilin and PC-esterase domain family member 4 (gene NXPE4). The record is from RefSeq and is a predicted model, not a curated record. Lineage: Eukaryota; Metazoa; Chordata; Mammalia; Primates; Hylobatidae.
ACUUCUGUCUUAGCUGAAACAAGCAGAAUCCAUGCUAAAGGUAAACAAACUGCAACUUAUAUCUGCAAUUUAUUUUGGUAUAGAGGAGAGGUAUGCCAGUAGCACAGUGGUGGCUUCAGAAGAAAUCCUCAACACCUAGCUCACCAGAGAGUCUACGUAUGGGAUUGAACAAUCUGUAAACUAAAGGAUGAAAAAUUGUAUGAAAAUAAGUAUGAUAAAUUAUAAGUCGCUAUUGGCACUGUUGUUUAUAUUAGCCUCCUGGAUCACUUUUACAGUUUUCCAGAACUCCACAAAGCUUUGGUCUGCUUUAAACUUAUCCAUCUCCCUCCAUUACUGGAACAACUCCACAAAGUCCUUAUUCCCUAAAACACCACUGAUAUCAUUAAAGCCACUAACAGAGACUGAACUCAGAAUAAAGGAAAUCAUAGAGAAACUAGACCAGCAGAUCCCACCCAGACCUUUCACCCAUGUGAACACCACCACCAGCGCCACACACAGCACAGUCACCAUCCUCAACCCUCGAGAUAUGUACUGCAGGGGAGACCAGCUGCACAUCCUGCUGGAGGUGAGGGACCACUUGGGACGCAGGAAGCAAUAUGGCGGGGAUUUCCUGAGGGCCAGGAUGUCCUCCCCAGCAUUGAUGGCAGGUGCUUCAGGAAAGGUGACUGACUUCAACAACGGCACCUACCUGGUCAGCUUCACUCUGUUCUGGGAGGGCCAGGUCUCUCUGUCUGUGCUGCUCAUCCACCCCAGUGAAGGGGUAUCAGCUCUCUGGAGUGCAAGGAACCAAGGCUAUGACAGGGUGAUCUUCAUUGGCCAGUUUGUCAAUGGCACUUCCCAAGUCUACUCUGAAUGUGGCCUGAUCCUAAACACAAAUGCUGAAUUGUGCCAGUACCUGGACAACAGAGACCAAGAAGCCUUCUACUGUGUGAGGCCUCAACAUAUGCCCUGUGCUGCACUCACUCACAUGUAUUCUAAGAACAAGAAAGUUUCUUAUCUUAGCAAACAAGAAAAGAGCCUCUUUGAAAGGUCAAAUGUGGGUGUAGAGAUUAUGGAAAAAUUCAAUACAAUUAGUGUCUCCAAAUGCAACAAAGAAACAGUUGCAAUGAAAGAGAAAUGCAAGCUUGGAAUGACAUCCACAAUCCCCAGUGGGCAUGUCUGGAGAAACACAUGGAAUCCUGUCUCCUGUAGUUUGGCUACAGUCAAAAUGAAGGAAUGCCUGAGAGGAAAACUCAUAUAUCUAAUGGGAGAUUCCACGAUUCGCCAGUGGAUGGAAUACUUCAAAGCCAGUAUCGACACGCUGAAGUCAGUGGAUCUGCAUGAAUCUGGAAAAUUGCAACACCAGCUUGCUGUGGAUUUGGAUAGGAACAUCAACAUCCAGUGGCAAAAACAUUGUUAUCCCUUGAUAGCAUCAAUGACCUAUUCAGUCAAAGAGAUGGAGUACCUCACCCGGGCCAUUGACAGAACCGGAGGAGAAAAAAAUACUGUCAUUGUUAUUUCCCUGGGCCAGCAUUUCAGGCCCUUUCCCAUUGAUGUUUUUAUCCGAAGGGCCCUCAAUGUCCACAAAGCCAUUCAGCAUCUUCUUCUGAGAAGCCCAGACACUGUGGUUAUCAUCAAAACAGAAAACAUUAGGGAGAUGUACAAUGAUGCAGAAAGAUUUAGUGACUUUCAUGGUUACAUUCAAUAUCUCAUCAUAAAGGACAUUUUCCAGGAUCUCCGUGUGAGUAUCAUUGAUGCCUGGGAUAUAACAAUUGCAUAUGGCACAAAUAAUGUACACCCACCUCAACAUGUAGUCGGAAAUCAGAUUAAUAUAUUGUUAAACUAUAUUUGUUAAAUAACACAAAAGUCUGAAAUUCAUUCACUUAAGUAAAAAAAUUUAUUGACUGUCUACUAGCAGGCCAGAUGCUAUGUUUGGCUCUGAAUUCCCAACUAGCAAGAGCAGAGAAUCUACAUUAUGGCUGAUCCAUAAGCCACCAAUUCAGCUAAAUGAGAUGUUUCUAAUCUGGGCUUGCACUUAAAAAUAAAUCUAAAAAUACUCAUGAAAAGAGCCUACCCUUCAUGAUCAGAGCCAUACCACUCUUCACCAAUGGGAAGUCAAGAUACCUAUGGGUAAAAGUCUCUGAUGCAUGAAAAUUCAGAGUGAUAAAGUAAUUUUAAAAUAAAUAUUUGGAGAAAGCA